AAUGUGUGUUCGGCCCUUGGCUGUUCCUGAGGCCUGGCCUGGCUCCCCGCUGACCCCUUCCCAGACCCGGGAUGGCAGAGGCCGGCCUGAAGGGCUGGCUGCUGUGGGCCCUGCUCCUGCAUUUGGCCCAGAGCGAACCUUACACACCCAUCCACCAGCCUGGCUACUGCGCCUUCUAUGACGAAUGUGGGAAGAACCCCGAGCUGUCUGGAGGCCUCAUGACACUCUCCAACGUGUCCUGCCUGUCCAACACACCGGCCCGCAAGAUCACAGGUGAUCACCUGGUCCUAUUACAGAAGAUCUGCCCCCGCCUCUACACUGGCCCCAACACCCAAGCCUGCUGCUCCGCCAAGCAGCUGGUAUCACUGGAAGCGAGUAUGUCGAUCACCAAGGCCCUCCUCACCCGCUGCCCAGCCUGCUCUGACAAUUUCGUGAACCUGCACUGCCACAACACGUGCAGCCCCAACCAGAGCCUCUUCAUCAAUGUGACCCGUGUGGCCCAGCUAGGGGCUGGACAACUCCCAGCUGUGGUGGCCUAUGAGGCCUUCUACCAGCAUAGCUUUGCCGAGCAGAGCUAUGACUCCUGCAGCCGUGUGCGCAUCCCUGCAGCCGCCACGCUGGCUGUGGGCACCAUGUGUGGCGUGUAUGGCUCUGCCCUUUGCAAUGCCCAGCGCUGGCUCAACUUCCAGGGAGACACAGGCAAUGGUCUGGCCCCACUGGACAUCACCUUCCACCUCUUGGAGCCCGGCCAGGCCGUGGGGAGUGGGAUUCAGCCUCUGAAUGAGGGGGUUGCACGUUGCAAUGAGUCCCAAGGUGACGACGUGGUGGCCUGCUCCUGCCAGGACUGUGCUGCAUCCUGUCCUGCCAUAGCCCGCCCCCAGGCCCUGGACUCCACCUUCUACCUGGGCCGGAUGCCGGGCAGGCUGGUCCUCAUCAUCAUCCUCUGUUCUGUCUUCGCUGUGGUCACCAUCCUGCUCGUGGGACUCCGUGUGGCCCCCGCCAGGGACAAAAGCAAGACGGUGGACUCCAAGAAGAGCACCAGCCUCUCUGACAAGCUCAGUUUCUCCACCCACACCCUCCUUGGCCAGUUCUUCCAGGGCUGGGGCACGUGGGUGGCUUCGUGGCCUCUGACCAUCCUGGUGCUAUCUGUCAUCCCGGUGGUGGCCUUGGCAGCAGGCCUGGUCUUUACAGAGCUCACUACAGACCCCGUGGAGCUGUGGUCGGCCCCCAAUAGCCAAGCCAGGAGUGAGAAGGCUUUCCAUGACCAGCAUUUCGGCCCCUUCUUCCGAACCAACCAGGUGAUCCUGACGGCUCCUAACCGGUCCAGCUACAGGUAUGACUCUCUGCUGCUGGGGCCCAAGAACUUCAGCGGGAUCCUGGACCUGGACUUGCUGCUGGAGCUGCUGGAGCUGCAGGAGAGGCUGCGGCACCUCCAGGUAUGGUUGCCCGAAGCACAGCGCAACAUCUCCCUGCGGGACAUCUGCUACGCCCCCCUCAAUCCAGACAAUACCAGUCUCUACGACUGCUGCAUCAAUAGCCUCCUGCAGUAUUUCCAAAACAACCGCACGCUCCUGCUGCUCACGGCCAACCAGACACUGAUGGGGCAGACCUCCCAAGUCGACUGGAAGGACCAUUUUCUGUACUGUGCCAAUGCCCCACUCACCUUCAAGGACGGCACAGCCCUGGCCCUGAGCUGCAUGGCUGACUAUGGGGCCCCUGUCUUCCCCUUCCUUGCCAUUGGGGGGUACAAAGGGAAGGACUAUUCUGAGGCGGAGGCCCUGAUCAUGACAUUCUCCCUCAACAAUUACCCUGCUGGGGACCCCCGUCUGGCCCAGGCCAAGCUGUGGGAGGAGGCCUUCUUAGAGGAAAUGCGAGCCUUCCAGCGUCGGACGGCUGGCAUGUUCCAGGUCACGUUCAUGGCUGAGCGCUCUCUGGAAGACGAGAUCAAUCGCACCACAGCUGAAGACCUGCCCAUCUUUGCCACCAGCUACAUUGUCAUAUUCCUGUACAUCUCUCUGGCCCUGGGCAGCUAUUCCAGCUGGAGCCGAGUGAUGGUGGACUCCAAGGCCACGCUGGGCCUCGGCGGGGUGGCCGUGGUCCUGGGAGCAGUCAUGGCUGCCAUGGGCUUCUUCUCCUACCUGGGUAUCCGCUCCUCCCUGGUCAUCCUACAAGUGGUGCCUUUUCUGGUGCUGUCCGUGGGGGCUGAUAACAUCUUCAUCUUUGUUCUCGAGUACCAGAGGCUGCCCCGGAGGCCUGGGGAGCCACGAGAGGUCCACAUUGGGCGAGCCCUAGGCAGGGUGGCUCCCAGCAUGCUGUUGUGCAGCCUCUCUGAGGCCAUCUGCUUCUUCCUAGGGGCCCUGACCCCCAUGCCAGCUGUGCGGACCUUCGCCCUGACCUCUGGCCUUGCAGUGAUCCUUGACUUCCUCCUGCAGAUGUCAGCCUUUGUGGCCCUGCUCUCCUUGGACAGCAAGAGGCAGGAGGCCUCCCGGUUGGACGUCUGCUGCUGUGUCAAGCCCCAGGAGCUGCCCCCGCCUGGCCAGGGAGAGGGGCUCCUGCUUGGCUUCUUCCGAAAGGCCUAUGCCCCCUUCCUGCUGCACUGGAUCACUCGAGGCGUUGUGCUGCUGCUGUUUCUUGCCCUGUUCGGAGUGAGCCUCUACUACAUGUGCCACAUCAGCGUGGGACUGGACCAGGAGCUGGCGCUGCCCAAGGACUCGUACCUGCUUGACUAUUUCCUCUUUCUGAACCGCUACUUCGAGGUGGGGGCUCCGGUAUACUUUGUUACCACCUCGGGCUACAACUUCUCCAGCGAGGCUGGGAUGAAUGCCAUCUGCUCCAGUGCAGGCUGCAACAACUUCUCCUUCACCCAGAAGAUCCAGUAUGCCACAGAGUUCCCUGAGCAGUCUUACCUGGCCAUCCCUGCCUCCUCCUGGGUGGAUGACUUCAUUGACUGGCUGACCCCGUCCUCCUGCUGCCGCCUUUAUAUAUCUGGCCCCAAUAAGGACAAGUUCUGCCCCUCAACCGUCAACUCUCUGAACUGCCUAAAGAACUGCAUGAGCAUCACGAUGGGCUCUGUGAGGCCCUCAGUGGAGCAGUUCCAUAAGUAUCUUCCCUGGUUCCUGAACGACCGGCCCAACAUCAAAUGUCCCAAAGGCGGCCUGGCAGCAUACAGCACCUCUGUGAACUUGACUUCAGAUGGCCAGGUUUUAGCCUCCAGGUUCAUGGCCUAUCACAAGCCCCUGAAAAACUCACAGGAUUACACAGAAGCUCUGCGGGCAGCUCGGGAGCUGGCAGCCAACAUCACUGCUGACCUGCGGAAAGUGCCUGGGACAGACCCGGCUUUUGAGGUCUUCCCCUACACGAUCACCAGUGUGUUUUAUGAGCAGUACCUGACCAUCCUCCCUGAGGGGCUCUUCAUGCUCAGCCUCUGCCUUGUGCCCACCUUUGCUGUCUCCUGCCUCCUGCUGGGCCUGGACCUGCGCUCCGGCCUCCUCAACCUGCUCUCCAUUGUCAUGAUCCUCGUGGACACGGUCGGCUUCAUGGCCCUGUGGGGCAUCAAUUACAACGCUGUGUCCCUCAUCAACCUGGUCUCGGCGGUGGGCAUGUCUGUGGAGUUUGUGUCCCACAUUACCCGCUCCUUUGCCAUCAGCACCAAGCCCACCUGGCUGGAGAGGGCCAAAGAGGCCACCAUCUCUAUGGGAAGUGCGGUGUUUGCAGGUGUGGCCAUGACCAACCUGCCUGGCAUCCUUGUCCUGGGCCUCGCCAAGGCCCAGCUCAUUCAGAUCUUCUUCUUCCGCCUCAACCUCCUGAUCACUCUGCUGGGCCUGCUGCACGGCUUGGUCUUCCUGCCCGUCAUCCUCAGCUACGUGGGGCCUGACGUCAACCCGGCUCUGGCACUGGAGCAGAAGCGGGCUGAGGAGGCGGCAGCAGCAGUCAUAGUGGCCUCCUGCCCAAAUCACCCCUCCCGAGUCUCCACAGCUGACAACAUCUAUGUCAACCACAGCUUUGAAGGUUCUAUCAAAGGUGCUGGUGCCGUCAGCAACUUCUUGCCCAACAAUGGGCAGCAGUUCUGAUACAGCCAGACGUCCUGUCUAGGCUCUAUGGCCCUGAACCAAAGGGUUAUGGGGGUCUUCCCUGUGACUGCCCCUUGACACACGCCCUCCUCGAAUCCUAGGGGAGGCCGUUCCCAUAAGACUGCCUGUCACUGGAGGAUGGCCUGCUCUUGAGGUAUCCAGGCAGCACCACUGAUGGCUCCUCUGCUCCCAUAGUGGGUCCCGUUUCCAAGUCACCUAGGCCUUGGGCAGUGCCUCCUCCUUCUGGGCCUGGGUCUGGAAGUUGGCAGGAACAGACACACUCCAUGUUUGUCCCACACUCACUUUCCUAGGAGCCCACUUCUCAUCCAACUUUUCCUUUCUCAGUUCCUCUCUCGAAAGUCUUAAUUCUGUGUCAGUAAGUCUUUAACACAUAGCAGUGUCCCUGAGAACACAGACAGUGACCACUACCCUGGGUGUGAUAUCACAGGAGGCCAGGGAGAGGCAAAGGCUCAGGCCAAGAGCCAACGCUGUGGGAGGCCGGUCGGCAGCCACUCCCUCCAGGGCACACCUGCAGGUCUGCCAUCCACGGCCUUUUCUGGCAAGAGAAAGGCCCAGGAAGGAUGUUCUCAUAAGCAACGUGGUCAUGGAUUAGCCCCUCCUGGAAAAUGGUGUUGGGUUUGGUCUCCAGCUCCAAUUCUUAUUAAGGCUUUGCUGCCAGUCAAGGCCACCCAGGAGUCUGAAGGUUGGGAGCUCUUGGGGCUGGGCUGGUCCUCCCAUCUUCACCUCGGGCCUGGAUCCCAGGCCUCAAACCAGCCCAACCCGAGCUUUUGGACAGCUCUCCAGAAGCAUGAACUGCAGUGGAGAUGAAGAUCCUGGCUCUGUGCUGUGCACAUAGGUGUUUAAUAAACAUUUGUUGGCAGAAA
Messenger RNA from Symphalangus syndactylus (siamang), 4954 nucleotides. It is a transcript of the gene NPC1L1, whose product is annotated as NPC1 like intracellular cholesterol transporter 1. The record is from RefSeq and is a predicted model, not a curated record. Gene Ontology annotation, cellular component: plasma membrane. Gene Ontology annotation, biological process: cholesterol homeostasis; sterol transport; intestinal cholesterol absorption. Gene Ontology annotation, molecular function: lipid carrier activity; cholesterol binding. NCBI's taxonomy places the organism in Eukaryota, Metazoa, Chordata, Mammalia, Primates, Hylobatidae.